UGGUGAUGAGACUGGAGGCGGUGGAAGUGCAGUUAUGGAGGAGAAUGAUGAUAAUACCAAGGACUACAAGAAGGGCAAAUGAAAUAAUGUUGGAGAUGAUGAGAGAAGAGAGAAUUCAUAAGGCAAUGAGAGGAAGAUAGGUUAAGUAUCUUUUAACUAGAAAGAAGAACAAUGAAAAUUACGUCAUUAUUAGAAUAUUGAAAAAAAAGCAAAAGAAGAGGAAUACCAAAAGUAACAUAGGACUAGUGAUGUUGGCAUGAAGAGGAAUGACUCAUUAUCAAGUAUUUGUGUUCUUGCAGGAUGGUCGUCGUGAGCGGCGUCAGUCUCAUGAAAGAAGUGUUUGCCCUCAGAAGCACGACUGAUCGUCCGGAUAUCUUCUUCACUACUAUCAGGAACAGAAUAAUCACGGAAGGUCGUUCUCUAGAAGCCGGUAUCAUUGGGAACUCUGGUCAGGUAUGGCAGGAGCAGCGUCGCUUCAUGCUUCACCACCUGCGAGACUUGGGUUUCGGCAAGAGUAGUUACGAGCCCGUCAUGGUGGAGGAGAUCACAGAAUUGAUGGAACUCAUCACCAAGAAAGAAGGUCGCCCUUUGGAUAUGCGGCACCUCUUCAAGCGCUCUGUGAUCAACAUCCUGUGGGCGAUGGUAAUGGGACGGCGCUACCACUACGGCGAUGCCAAGCUCAACAAAUUGAUCGCGAACUUCGGUCAGCCCGCAGACUUCAACGCCCUCACCCCCGCGUAUCACAUACCACACUUGUUCAAAUUCAUGGAGUAUCUCCCUCGACACCGCUCUGGCUACAAGUUCGUGAUGAGACUGAGCGAUUUCCUGAAGGCAGAGAUAAAGGAAUUCAUGGACGACGAAGAACUGAGGAACGGCGAUAACUUCACGGCACUUUUCCUGAAGGAGAUUGAGAAAAAAGAAAGUCCAAACUUCAACAUGGACCAGCUGACGGCCAUGAUCUUUGACUUGUUUGUGGCUGGCAUGGAAACCACCUCAAGUACCCUCACUGCAGGUGUCAAUCUGAUAAGUAAGCACCCUGAAGUGCAGCGCCGCAUGCAGGCAGAGCUGGACGAAGUUGUAGGCAGGGAACGCUUCCCAACCUGCACUGACAUGGAACGGUUGCCGUAUGUGCAGGCCACCAUUAGUGAAGUACAGAGGGUGAUGAAUUUAAUUAAGUAUUCCCUCCCACAUCAAACCAAUGAGGACUGUAAAAUUGGCGGCUACGACAUCCCUAAAGGAACGUGGCUACUCACCAACCUGGAUGACGCUCUCAGGAGUUCUGAAUACUGGAAGAACGCUAGUGAGUUCGAUCCUCAGAACUUCCUUGACGAACAUGAAAACUACAAGAAGAACAACGCCUUCAUGCCCUUCGGAGUUGGUAA
Molecule: messenger RNA, 1382 nt
Organism: Portunus trituberculatus (swimming crab)
Lineage: Eukaryota; Metazoa; Arthropoda; Malacostraca; Decapoda; Portunidae
Product: cytochrome P450 2C31-like
Biological process (GO): xenobiotic metabolic process
Cellular component (GO): cytoplasm; intracellular membrane-bounded organelle
Molecular function (GO): iron ion binding; oxidoreductase activity, acting on paired donors, with incorporation or reduction of molecular oxygen, reduced flavin or flavoprotein as one donor, and incorporation of one atom of oxygen; heme binding
Source: RefSeq, a predicted model, not a curated record